Trichosurus vulpecula (common brushtail) is the source of this 1641-nucleotide messenger RNA. RefSeq names its product corneodesmosin (gene CDSN). The transcript has 3 exons. The record is from RefSeq and is a predicted model, not a curated record. Gene Ontology annotation, molecular function: protein homodimerization activity. Bases 1 to 1641 code for a protein of 546 amino acids. Gene Ontology annotation, biological process: cell-cell adhesion; skin morphogenesis. NCBI's taxonomy places the organism in Eukaryota, Metazoa, Chordata, Mammalia, Diprotodontia, Phalangeridae.
AUGGGCACGACUAGGGCAGCCCAGAUGGGGCAACGGAAGGGUUGCCCAUUCACCCUGAUGGUGCUGCUGAUAGUUGCCCUCCUCCUGCCAGCAGGAACCCUGGCUAAGAGUGUCCGGGCCUUCUAUGAUCCCUGUAAAGACCCCAACAGAAUCACCUUUCCCAAUGAUCCCUGUAUCACCGGGAGUAGUGGUUCCAGUAGCUCUAGUGGUUCCAGUGGCUCUAGCGGUUCCAACGGCUCCAGUGGCUUCAGUGGUUCCAGUGGCUCCAGCGGCUCCAGCGGUUCCAGUGGUUCCAGUGGAUCCAGUGGCUCUAUUGGUUCCAGUGGCUCCAGUAGUUCCAGCGGCUACAGCAGCUACAGUAGUUCCAGUGGCUCCGGCGGCUUCGGUGGCUCCAGUGGCUUUGGUGGCUCCAGUGGGUCCAGCGGCUCUAGUGGGUCCAGCGGCUCUAGUGGGUCCAGUGGCUCCAGUGGUUCCAUGGGAUCUUGGUCCUCCUAUUCUAGUUCCUCUCAGUCUGGCUCUAGCCCUGUUCUAUCAUCUAGCUGGUCUGGAUCUGGCUCCUCUAAAACUGGCUCUGCCAUUUCUCAGUCCUCUUUGAUAUCCUCUGGCAGCAGUGGUGGCAACCCUGUUGUAUCUGUCUCUGGUCUAGCACCCUGUGGUCCAGACAAUCCUUUAUCACACUGUAGUGGGCCCCCUCUCCCAUCUUCCGGCUCCAGUUCCAGCUCCCACUCUAUAUCAGGGGGCCAUAAGCCUGUGGUGGUGGUGGUAGAGCAGCAUGGUUCUGGUGGCAAUCGGGUAAUAGCAGGGCCUCCGUGCAGCAAUGGCGGGGCUCCUGGCAAGCCUUGUCCCCCUAUCACUUCCUCCAACUCUUAUGGUGGCUAUGAAGUGGUAGGUGGGUCCUCUAACAGUUACUUGAUCCCAGGUAUGACCUAUAGUAAGGGUAAAAUCUACCCUGUUGGCUACUUCUCUAAGGAGAACCCCAAGGGUUCUCCGAGUGUUCCCAACUUUGCUGCUGGGCCCCCCAUCUCUGAGGGGAAAUACUUCUCCAACAACCCCUUCAUCUCCAGCCAUGGUUCCAGUGUCUCUUACCAGUCAGGAGGCUCUUCCCCACUUAUUAUUUACCAGCCUGUGGGCACUGGCGGUGUCCAGACUGGGAGCUCUGUGCUUCAGCCUUGUGGGCCUGGUUCCAAAAUCUCGGUGGGGCCCUGCUCUUCCUCCUCCUCCUCUUCCUCCUCCUCCAGCUCUGUGGUUCACAGUAGCCCCAGUGGGUCCAGCAUUUCCAUUUCUUCUCAUCCUUGUGGGAGUGGUUACCAGGCCUCCAAAGGGCCCUGCUCCUCCUCUGUCUCCAGCUCCCUCAGUAGCAAAAAUGUGAUUUUCCAGCCUUGCGUGAGUGGUUCCACCUCUUCUGGCAAACCUUGUGGGUCGGUGUCCUCUUCUUCCUUUGGAUCCAAAGUGAGUGGGAGUCUUGAGGGCUCCCCGCAAGUAGAUCCUUCAGCAGGGGCCAAACCCUGUGGUUCUAGCAGCUCUGGCAGCAUCCCCUGCCGUUCCAUUCGUGACCUUCUGGCCCAAGUGAAACCACUGGGGCCACAGCUGGCUGACCCUGAGGUUUUUUUGCCCCAAGGAGGGCCCCUUGAGAGUCCCUGA